Messenger RNA from Rangifer tarandus platyrhynchus (Svalbard reindeer), 2193 nucleotides. NCBI's taxonomy places the organism in Eukaryota, Metazoa, Chordata, Mammalia, Artiodactyla, Cervidae. The record is from the annotation of a GenBank genome assembly.
AUGUCUCGGAGGAAGAUUUCGUCCGAGUCCUUCAGCUCCCUGGGCUCCGACUAUCUGGAGACCAGCCCCGAGGAGGAGGCAGAGUGCCCGUUGUCCAGGCUCUGCUGGAACGGCGGCCGCAGCGCGCCCGGGCCGUUCGAGCCCAGCGCGGCGCUCGUCUCCGCCCGAGCCCCGGCGGCCGGCGCAGCAGCAGCCGCCGCAGUCAGCGCCGCCACGGCCGGGGCCAGGAGAGCGCAGCGCCGCAGGCGGGUCAACCUGGACUCGCUGGGCGAGAGCAUCAGCCGUCUGACGGCGCCCUCGCCCCAGAUGAUACAGCAGACUCUCAAGAGGACACUGCAAUAUUAUGAGCACCAAGUUACAGGUUAUAGGGAUACAGAAAAGAAUUUCUACAAUAUCUCUAACAGAUGCUCCUAUGCAGACCAUUCCAACAAAGAGGACAUUGAAGAGGUCUCAGGAAUUCUUCAGUGUACUGCUAAUGUUCUCGGUUUGAAGUUUGAGGAAAUCCAAGAAAGAUUUGGUGAGGAAUUCUUUAAUAUAUGCUUUGAUGACAAUGAGAGAGUCCUUCGAGCUGUAGGUGGCACAUUGCAGGACUUUUUUAAUGGCUUUGAUGCUUUGUUGGAACAUAUUAGAACUUCUUUUGGAAAACAGGCCACUCUAGAGUCACCAUCAUUCCUAUGCAAAGAACUCCCCGAAGGUACUCUUAUACUCCACUACUUCCACCCUCACCACAUUGUGGGGUUUGCAAUGCUUGGAAUGAUUAAGGCUGCAGGAAAGAAGAUCUAUCGGCUGGAUGUGGAAGUGAAACAGGUUGCUGAGAAACUGUGCUCUGAUGGUUCAAACCCAGGCAACUGUAAUGGCCUUGCUUUCCUUAUCAGACAAUGUGAAAAUGCUAAUAUCACGAAGAACCUUCCACAGGGAACAUCCCAAGUUCCUGCGGACCUCAGAAUUAGCAUCAACACCUUCUGCAGAGCCUUCCCUUUUCACUUGAUGUUUGACCCCCACAUGUCAGUCCUUCAGCUGGGGGAAGGCCUAAGGAAGCAGCUCCGAUGUGACACUCACAAAGUGCUCAAGUUUGAGGACUGCUUUGAGAUAAUUUCUCCGAAGGUUAAUGCCACCUUUGAAAGGGUUCUGCUGCGCCUAUCCACCCCAUUUGUGAUUAGGACCAAGCCUGAGGCUUCUGGCACUGAGAAUAAAGACAAGGUGAUGGAAGUUAAAGGACAAAUGAUCCAUGUCUCGGAAUCAAAUUCCAUUUUGUUCUUGGGUUCUCCAUGUGUGGACAAGUUGGAUGAACUCAUGGGACGAGGGCUACAUCUCUCGGACAUCCCCAUCCAUGAUGCUACUCGAGAUGUCAUCUUGGUUGGCGAGCAGGCAAAGGCCCAGGAUGGGCUGAAGAAGAGGAUGGAUAAAUUAAAAGCAACUUUGGAAAGAACUCACCAGGCCCUGGAAGAAGAGAAAAAGAAAACAGUGGAUCUUCUGUAUUCCAUUUUCCCUGGUGAUGUAGCCCAGCAACUGUGGCAAGGGCAGCAAGUGCAGGCCAGGAAGUUUGAUGAUGUCACCAUGCUGUUUUCAGACAUCGUUGGCUUCACGGCCAUAUGUGCCCAGUGUACCCCCAUGCAGGUCAUCAGCAUGCUGAAUGAACUGUACACAAGAUUCGACCACCAGUGUGGAUUUUUGGAUAUUUAUAAGGUGGAAACAAUAGGUGAUGCAUACUGUGUUGCUGCAGGGCUCCACAGAAAAAGCCUUUGCCAUGCUAAGCCCAUUGCUCUGAUGGCCCUUAAGAUGAUGGAACUUUCAGAAGAGGUGUUGACACCUGAUGGAAGACCAAUUCAGAUGAGGAUAGGCAUUCACUCAGGCUCUGUGCUGGCUGGAGUUGUUGGGGUAAGAAUGCCACGAUAUUGCCUGUUUGGAAAUAAUGUCACUCUGGCAAGCAAAUUUGAAUCAGGAAGUCACCCUCGACGCAUCAAUGUCAGCCCAACCACUUACCAAUUAUUAAAACGAGAAGAAAGUUUCACAUUCAUUCCUCGGUCCCGUGAAGAGCUUCCAGACAACUUUCCAAAAGAAAUCCCUGGGAUCUGCUAUUUCCUGGAGGUAAGAACUGGUCCUAAGCAGCCAAAGCCUUCUCUUUCUUCAUCGAAAAUAAAAAAGGUUUCCUACAACAUUGGCACUAUGUUCCUCCGGGAGACAAGCCUCUGA